ACCUUUACAGAACCAAUUUUAAUUCCACGUGCAAGAGUGCCAGUAUUGAAAGUUAAACAUCGAACUACAGGAAUACAGUGUGAUAUUUCUACAUUAAAUGGCAUUGGUGUAGAAAAUACAAACCUAUUAAGGAACUACAUGUCUGACAGCAGAGUGAGGUUUGUUGCUACCGGAGUGAAGGUGUGGGCUCGACAGUUGGGCCUGACUCAGGCAGGUGUGGGUCCCGGCUCAAUAACCAGCUACUGUAUGCUUUGGCUUGUCAUGUUUGCCCUAAUGCAAGAUUGUCCACCCGCAGCUCCUUCUGUUGUCGCUGUCAAGCAAAGCUGCAAAGGCUCCAACCUCUUCAUUGACGGUUGGGACUGUAGCUUUUGCAAUUCUCCCGUCCCAAAGCUGAAAAACAAUAAAAGUGAAAUUGAACUGUUGAUUCACUUUUUUAGUUUCUACGGUAGCAUGACAAUACUAGAUAUAACUAGCAAUGUAAUAAGCCCUUUUCUGGGGAAGAUGAUACCAGUGAAAGAAUUUGUUAAGACUAACUCCCUUCCGAAUGAGUUCGAGAACUAUAAAAAACAAGCAAGAUCUGAUAGAUUUUACGAGAUGAGAUGCGAUUCCGCAAUGUGCGUACAGGAUCCUGUGGAACAGGGACACAACAUCGCUAAAACUGUGGAGAACUGGGUGGUGGACAGGUUCCUGAAAUUGUGCAAGACAACGACGACAUUGGUCGAGAACAGCAUGUCUCCGCACGUGUGAAAGGGCCAUUACAAUGGACGCACCACUUUGGGAGUACAUAAGCAUCUGUAUGAUGAGCUUCUCUACAAUCUCUGCAUAUUCUAGUAUUAUUGCAGGGUGAAUAGCAACAUGACCGUAAGCAAAGCACCAAUAACAUUGCUUUACUGGAAUUAUGUAUGGUUCUAAUCUCAAAUUAACACAAUUCAGCAAUAUUGUUUCGGGUAAACUGUCAGAAUAAAAUGUUAUUUUAACAUAC
This is a messenger RNA of Homalodisca vitripennis (glassy-winged sharpshooter), 982 nucleotides long. RefSeq names its product speckle targeted PIP5K1A-regulated poly(A) polymerase-like. NCBI's taxonomy places the organism in Eukaryota, Metazoa, Arthropoda, Insecta, Hemiptera, Cicadellidae. The transcript has 4 exons. Bases 139 to 747 code for a protein of 202 amino acids. The record is from RefSeq and is a predicted model, not a curated record. Gene Ontology annotation, molecular function: RNA uridylyltransferase activity.